This is a messenger RNA of Pseudophryne corroboree (corroboree frog), 881 nucleotides long. RefSeq names its product LYR motif containing 9 (gene LYRM9). The record is from RefSeq and is a predicted model, not a curated record. The coding region runs from base 239 to 475 and encodes 78 amino acids. The transcript has 4 exons. Lineage: Eukaryota; Metazoa; Chordata; Amphibia; Anura; Myobatrachidae.
GACCUUAAUCUGGCACUGCCCCUUAUACCAGUUGUGUUGUGAGCUGCUGUCACUGAUGUACUGUGGAAGAGAGCUAUGACUCUGGGAGCUGCAAUAACCGCCACCAGGUGGCGCCAGAGUCUAGUUCACGGCCAGAAGCUGAAAUACAUGCAGCCACUGAGGGAUCGCACCUAGGCCUGCUACCACUUCCAGAAACGGUGACCCUGACACUGCGAGCAAAGGUUAAAUGUAACAGAAAAUGGUACCUUUGCCGGGUGCAGAAUUGGUGCAUAGACCUUUACAGCUUUAUCGCUAUCUUCUUCGUUGUUGCAAGCAGCUUCCAAAUGAGAAUCUUCAACAGCAUUAUAAGCACGCAGUGCAACAGAGCUUUCGAGUUCACGCUGAUGAGGAUGAUCCAGAGAGGAUACAGCAGAUCAUUAGGAGGGCCAUAGAGGAUGCUGAUUGGGUGAUAAAUAAAUAUAAGAAGCAAAGCUGACAGUGAAGAGAAGCAGACGCACGCCUUCCUCCUAACAGUGACUGACUGACUUCAUGGCGAAGUUAGGAGACAGCCAAAGUCCAGAAGCAGAAUAUAUUUCUACUUUGCACUGUGUCUUCCAGGAGUUAUUUACUCAUGUUUAUACGUGUAUUUUAUUUUCCAUAAGAUUGCAUUGUUACAUAUGCAUGUAGUUUAUUGUGUGCAGUUAAUAUCAUUGCAUACUUCUGUUUGUAUGCUUCAUAGACAUGCGUUGUGAGCUGUCAUUCGGGAACCUUUUAGUGUAUCUGAAAAGUUAUGUUAUUCUUAGGAAAAUAUAUUCAAAAGGACAAGUUGACUUAUUGGCCGUAUAGAUUUAUACAUCAUGAUAUGGAAAUUAUCACAUGUAUUUAUUAAAGCCAUAAAACUA